Molecule: messenger RNA, 1806 nt
Organism: Stereum hirsutum FP-91666 SS1
Lineage: Eukaryota; Fungi; Basidiomycota; Agaricomycetes; Russulales; Stereaceae
Exons: 10
Coding region: 1-1806 (601 amino acids)
Biological process (GO): translational initiation
Cellular component (GO): cytoplasm; eukaryotic translation initiation factor 3 complex
Molecular function (GO): translation initiation factor activity
Source: RefSeq, a predicted model, not a curated record
AUGGCACAGCAACGGAUGGCUCUUUGGGCCGCAGAGGAGAUCGACGAAGAGAUGCACGAUGUCGACGUCAAUCUCGCCAUCGGAAACUACGCCCAGAGCGGGCUCUACGACGAUGCCCAAUCGCGCAUCAACGAAGCCACCCUCGUCGCCGUCCAACAACAAAUGGCCCAACAAGCCGCCUUCGCCCAGAUCCCCGACGUCGUCAAACGCUUCAUCGUCCACUUCCACCAAGCCGUGCUCGACAACAACCUCGCCGAGAUCACCGUCGCGUACGAGAGCGGCUGGAAUCGAUUGACUGAAAAAUAUUAUGCGAAGACGGAGUGGCCGGAGGCGGAGGUGAUUGCGCCGUUGGUGAAUGACGACCAGUUGUUCUUGAUUCUUUAUCGAGAGCUUUAUUAUCGACAUGUGUAUUCUCGCCUUCAACCGAAUAUCGACGACCGCUUCCACUCGUAUGAGAACAGCUGCGAACUGUUCAACUACCUCCUCAACUCCGACGGCCCCGUCACCCUCGAACUCCCCGAACAAUGGCUCUGGGACAUCACCGACGAGUUCAUCUACCAAUUCCAAUCCUUCUGCGUCUGGCGCGCCAAAAUCAAAUCCAAGUCCGACGAAGAACUCGCCAUGCUCGCCGAAGCGGGCCAGGUGUGGAGCGCUUAUUCAGUGCUGAAUGUGCUUUAUUCGUUGAUUCAGAAGAGUAGGAUUAAUGAGUGGAUUAAUGCACAGAGGGAGGGGAGGGCGGAGGAGGAGAUGGCCGAGAUCGUAGGCGAAUUCGGCGUACGCCCGCUUUAUCGCAUGCUUGGCUUUUUUAGUAUUAUAGGCUUGUUGCGCGUUCAUGUCCUUCUGGGCGACUUUACGCUUGCGUUGAAAGUGAUGGAGAAUGUGGAGUUGAACCAAAAGUCACCUUUCACCCGCGUCACAGCCUGCCACGUAACCACCUACUACUACGUCGGUUUCUGCUACAUCAUGCUCCGGCGGUACCCCGACGCCAUCCGCGUUUUCGUUUCGAUAUUGAAUUUUAUAUUGAGGAUGAGGCAGUAUCAUACGCGGAGUUAUCAGUAUGAUCAGAUCAACAAAACGGCAGACAGGAUGUACGCCCUCUUCGCGAUCUGUAACGCCCUGUCGCCGAGCAGGCUGGACGAUAAUAUCGCGAAUAUCGUGAAGGAUAGGUAUGGUGAGCAGUUUGCGAAGAUGGCGAGGGGCGAAGAAGGCAUCCCCGCCUUCGAAGAACUCUUCACCUACGCCUGCCCCAAAUUCAUCUCCGCCAACCCACCCCCUUACGAAGACUCCUCCCUCCUCUCCUCCUACCUCGACUCCUCCCCCACCGAACCCGUCCACCGCCACCUCUCUCUCUUCCUCUCCGACGUGCGCGCCCAGGCCUCCGUUCCCACGCUCAGGAGCUUCUUGAAAUUGUAUGCGAGCUUGGACGCGAGUAAGCUUGCGGGCUUUUUGGAUGCGGAUGAGGAGGAGAUGGUGAUGCAGAUGAUGGCGGUGAAGGGGGCUAGUAGGUGUGUUAGUAGGAUUGCGGGGGGGGAGGGAAGGAGUCUUUUGGAUGGGGAGAUGAUUUCGACGAGUGAUUUGGAUUUCGUUAUUGAUGAUAACAUGGUCCACAUCUACGAAUCCACCGUCGGCCGCCGCUUCGCAGGCUGGUUCAUCCGCAACACAGAGCACGCCCAACGCGUCCUCGACGGUCUCAAGAACAGUCCGUUGCCUAUAAGACCGAGACGCGCGCCUGGACCGGCGGAGGGGGUGGAGGCGCCGGUGGUGCCGGUGGCGGCGAAGAAGGUUGCGUGGGGUGGGGCGAAAUAG